This is a messenger RNA of Moneuplotes crassus, 919 nucleotides long. The record is from the annotation of a GenBank genome assembly. NCBI's taxonomy places the organism in Eukaryota, Ciliophora, Spirotrichea, Euplotida, Euplotidae.
UGAUUCAUGAGAAAUAAUAAUUAAUAUUUAAUUUAAAACCUAUACUCUAAAAGAUGCAAUUUUCACAAAUUCAAAGCAUUUACAACAACAUGUACUCAGCUCCAGCUCAAUCAAGCUUCCCAUACUGCCUUGGAGGUCUCAGUGGACUCAUUCCUGCUUUCUCAGAGGAAUUGAACCAUGACAACUCAAGUUUUGGUGCAAAUGAUGCCUGCAAGAGCUCUCAUGACAGUACAUCUCAGGGUUCUUACUGAAAUAAGAGUUUCUGCAAGAUCAUCGACAAGAACUCACUGAACUCUCAAUGCAUGGAACUUAACAAAGAAAAUAGUCAAAUUGGCUAUGAAAAACAGUGCAACACUGAAUCUUCUUCUUCAAAGUCCUUCAUCACUAUCAGAGAUGUAAAGAUCGCUCCUACCAUCAGUCAGGAUAAAAAUCAAAAUGUUUCUUCUGAGAAGGGAAUCAAACAGAAGUCAAAGAGAAAAGCUGCCAACAAGGCAAAAAUCCCUCAAAAUUUGAUCGAAAACAGGAAACAAGAGAUCCUCGCCUCUCUUGAGAAGGUCUCCGAUGCUUCUAAAGAGGUUAUCCAAGCUGUCCCACGUAUUUCUACUGGCAGCAAAAGAGGAUCAAAUUACAGAGGUGUCUCUGUGAACGGCAAGAAAUGGCAGGUUAUGGUAAUGGGCUUCGGAAAGAAAAGAUAUUACGGAGGCAUUAAAGACCAACAGGAAGCUGCCAGACUCUAUGACAAGUACGCCAUCCUCACCCAAGGAGUUGGGGCCAAGACCAACUUUAGUUAUACCAAAGAGCAAGUUCUCUGCAUCCUCAACGAGAAUCUUAAGUUCGAAUAAGCCUAUUGUGGCAACUAACUCUUCUAACUUAACUAAUAUAAUUUUUCUUCAAAAGGUCUUCUAAGAGGUCUUUAAUG